UUACGAACCCUGAAACACUCAAACACAUACACAGGCACACAGCUGUUGGACGCCUAUAMGCGCGCGCGCCAACAAGAUAUGACUGCGGUUAGCGGUAACGACUAACGACAAUAAAUUACAAGUUUUAUAAGUUACAACAGUAGUAGACACUAGACAGUAGUAGUUGGUAGUUAAUACUGUGAAUAGUCUCAGACGUCUCAGUGAAUAACUACCGUCUACCAACGAACCAGUGGCGACCUGUGCGACUGAACACCGGAUUGACGGAGCACCGAGUUUCGAUUCGUAAAACUACUACGAUCGAUUUCGCACUUUUGCAGUCAAUACCACUCGUUACUUUCGGCCCGCUGUUAGUCGUUUACUUUUGCACUAUAGUCGACGUGUGCGUUUCGUCAGUCUCAAUUGUUAGCCUAUCAUGUCCGAAUCUGAAGGCAAUUCUUUCAACGAGAACGAAGACGACCAAGUGGUCGGGCUGGUCGAGUACAUCAACGAUCAGAAUGCUGAGAUCGAACGAGCCAAUUUGAUACUCGAGGCGUCUGAAAGUGACAGUUGCACUUAUUCCUUGGGGUACAUGAAUCGACAAGCAUUGUACGCUUGUUUGACUUGCACUGAAAAAGACAAGUUGCCUGGUGCUAUAUGUUUGCCCUGUAUGUACCAAUGCCAUGAAGACCACGAGUUGAUUGAGUUAUGGACAAAAAGGAAUUAUCGUUGUGAUUGUGGAAGUGAUAAGUUAACAUCAGAGUGUCGAUUGGAACCGUCAAAACCCGAAGCAAAUGACCGCAAUGUGUACAACCAAAAUUUUAAGGGAUUAUACUGCAUUUGUCAACGUCCGUACCCUGAUUCUGAAAAUACUGAUGAAAUGGUACAAUGCAUAGUUUGUGAAGAUUGGUAUCAUAGCAAGCAUUUGGGUACAAAAGAUAUGAAUCCAGAUGAUUAUUCUGAAAUGAUAUGUUCUGGCUGUACAUCAAAAUUAAGUUUCUUACCAGCUUACAAUCAUUUAAUUGUGACUGAUGAUUCAGUACAGAAGAUUGAAAAAGGUGAUGAAUCUGAGGAUGUCGAUGUUGUGGAUACAAUUACGAAAUCUCAAGAUGAUGCUGAAAAUGAUUCAAAUGUUGUAUCCAAAGACAUGACAUCUGAAAACGCUAAAGCUAGUACUUCUAGUGGCAAAAAUUGUAAAUUGAUAAAUGCGAAAAACCCAAAAAAAAUUAUUGGAAGUUCUUUUUGGGUAGAAGGUUGGCGUCAAGAACUUUGUACAUGCUCUACUUGUAUUGAAUUAUAUAAAACAGAAGGUGUUCCAUUUAUUAUUGAUCAACAAGAUACACUACAGGCAUAUGAAAACAAAAGCCGUGAAAGAAUGGUGGCUAAGGAAAAACAAAGUGAAGAUGGUCUCUCCAAAGCCUUGUCAUCUAUGGACAGAGUGGCAGCAGUGGAAUUAGCUCAUCAGUAUAACCAGUUCAAAGAAGAACUAGGGGAGUGGCUAGGUAGCUUCAAAGGUGAUAAAGUUGUUAGAGUGGAAGACGUGCAAGAGUUUUUUUCUGGGAUGCAAGCAAGAAAGCGUGCUAGGAUGGAUGAUGGAAUUCCUCCAAGUUUCUGUCGUUAAUUUAUUCAAACAACAUUUAUUAUCAUAGAUUGAAACACUUAUCAAUAAGAUAAUAUAUUAAGGAUUUCCUAGUAUUGUAAUUUUAAAAAUUUAAUUUAAUUCAUUUAUAUUCUCUACUCGUAUAUUAAUAAAAUAUAUUAUGUCAUAAUUCACAAUAUAUUGCUAAUGGUCAUGGACUCAUGUUAUCAUUUAUAAAAAACUUUUCAAUUUAAAUAUAGACAAUACCUUUA
Diuraphis noxia (Russian wheat aphid) is the source of this 1827-nucleotide messenger RNA. RefSeq names its product putative E3 ubiquitin-protein ligase UBR7. Gene Ontology annotation, cellular component: cytoplasm. Gene Ontology annotation, molecular function: ubiquitin protein ligase activity; zinc ion binding. Lineage: Eukaryota; Metazoa; Arthropoda; Insecta; Hemiptera; Aphididae. The record is from RefSeq and is a predicted model, not a curated record.